Molecule: messenger RNA, 1396 nt
Organism: Aegilops tauschii subsp. strangulata
Lineage: Eukaryota; Viridiplantae; Streptophyta; Magnoliopsida; Poales; Poaceae
Product: mitochondrial outer membrane protein porin 6
Biological process (GO): monoatomic anion transmembrane transport
Cellular component (GO): mitochondrial outer membrane
Molecular function (GO): voltage-gated monoatomic anion channel activity
Source: RefSeq, a predicted model, not a curated record
UCGCCGUUCUUUUACCCCUCCCGAGCCCGUGACCUACCGAACCCGACCCGGCCCGGAUCUAAAAUCUCUCUCUGCCAGCCAGCACGCGCCUGCCCUACAGCCGCCACCGACGCCUCGUCCCCGCCCCCUCCCACGGUCGCCGCCGCCGCCGCCGCCGUCGCCGUUCGUCGCGCCCCUGCCGUCUCCGCCCCGUCCGCGGCCUUCCCCCCCAUUGGGACUCGAGGACCUGAGUUGCUUCUAGCUGGGAAGGAUGAGCAAAGGCCCGGUUCCGUUCCCUAGCUUUGGGAAGAAAGCAAAAGAUCUCUUGUACAAGGACUACAAUUUUGACCAAAAGUUUUCAUGGUCAACAACUAGCGAAUCUGGUUUGGGUAUCACAGCCUCUGGUGUGAAGUUCGAUGAACUGUUCAUUGGUGACAUACGGGUACAACAUAAAAGUGGUAGAAAUACUGUUGAUGUCACAAUCGAUUGCGAUUCCAAAGUGUCAACAGCGGUCACUUUUGAUGAAGUAGUCCCUGGUUUGAAGACUUCUUUCGGCUUCAAGGUUCCUGAUCAAAAGUCAGGGAAGCUCGAUUUGCAAUACCUUCAUGAUCGCUUCGCACUGAAUUCAACCAUUGGCUUGACUUCGGCACCUGUGAUCGAGCUGGCAACAACUAUUGGCACAAACGAACUUGCUGUCGGUGCCGAGGUUGGAUUUGACAGUACUUCAGCUUCUGUUACCAAGUACAACUCAGGUGUCAGCUAUACCAAGGAUGAUUUUUCUGCCGCCUUACAAAUGGCUGACAAAGGCGAGACACUGAGAGCUUCCUACAUCCACCUGUUCAGCCCGAGCAGCGCAGUGGCGGCCGAGGUAACGCACAGGUUGAAAACAAAGGAGAACUACUUCACCAUCGGGAGCUCCCACGCGCUCGACCCCUCGACGACGCUCAAGACGAGGUUCAGCAACAGCGGGAAGGCCGGGCUCCUCUGCCGGCACGAGUGGAGGCCCAAGUCGUACGUGACCCUCUCGGCCGAGUACGACCCCAAGGUGGUGAGCUCGCCGUCAAGGUUCGGCGUGGCCGUGGCCCUCAGCCCCUGAUCACCCGCCCGCCCGCUUCUCCUCCCUGUACAACAGCGCCAGCGUUAAGCACGCCGCUCCGCUCGUAUAUGUCCGAGCCAUACUCGCCGAUGAUUCUUUUUGGUCUCUCUCUUUUUGGGUGACAACAGUAUUGGUAUUGGCCCACGGAAACCUUGUCUAGGAGUUGGGCUCAUUUUUGCGGGAUUCCUCCGAUUAGCCUGCCGGCCGGCCGGCGAAGUUACGGGCCGGGAACUGGAAAUAUACAGAGGUUUUGUAUUAGGCAUGCGCUUUGGCCGCCCCAUGCGAUGAAAUUCUGACUUGGUGCUCGGGUUUGCUCGAAAA